Molecule: messenger RNA, 1551 nt
Organism: Hippocampus zosterae (dwarf seahorse)
Lineage: Eukaryota; Metazoa; Chordata; Actinopteri; Syngnathiformes; Syngnathidae
Gene: agpat2
Product: 1-acylglycerol-3-phosphate O-acyltransferase 2 (lysophosphatidic acid acyltransferase, beta)
Exons: 6
Coding region: 295-1119 (274 amino acids)
Biological process (GO): phosphatidic acid biosynthetic process
Cellular component (GO): membrane; endoplasmic reticulum
Molecular function (GO): 1-acylglycerol-3-phosphate O-acyltransferase activity
Source: RefSeq, a predicted model, not a curated record
ACGUCACACACAGCGGUCCAGCAGUAACCGUUCCGGAAAUUGUGGGAGAAAAAAAAACACACAGCGGAUGACGACGACUGUAUGCCGGACUCCACCUCGCAACAGAUGAAGAACGAUACACGGUCGUCCCAAGAAUCGAGAGGAAGCGAAAGUACUAAGUACCGUGUUAUGUUUGAGCGGCUCGUGGCGCCUCUCCUUCGCCGAGCAGCGUGAGUGGAGCCCCGGCCAGCCAGCCAGCCAGCCAGCCGACCAACCGUACGGCGAGCGAGCCGCCCGCUACCCUGUAGCUCCGCUAUGGCAGUUCUCCUGUGGAUGGCCCCGAUGGUGGUGCCGCUGGUGGUGGGGCUGCUGCUGUGGAGCAGCGGACACGCGUUGGUGUUUUAUUUCAAAAAGGGCUUCUACGUGGCCUGGAUGAUGGUGCUGGCGCUGUUGGCGUUGCCGCUGUGUGUGCUCAAAAGCGGCGGCAGAGACGUCGAGAACAUGAGGAUCGUCCGCGCCCUGGUUUGGCACGUCAAGUAUUUCCUGGGCCUGCGCUUCCAAGUCAGCGGCUGGGAGCACCUGCAGACCCCGGGCCCCUACGUCAUCAUCUCCAACCACCAGAGCUCCCUGGAUGUGUUGGGCCUGAUGGAGAUCCUGCCCGACCGCUGCACCAUGAUCGCCAAGAAGGAGUUGAUCUACGCCGGCACGGUGGGCGUCCUCUGCUGGUUGGGCGGCAUCGUCUUCAUCAACCGCAAGAAGACCAGCGACGCCAAGAGCGUCAUGGCCGCCGCCGCUAAAACCAUGUUGGACCAGCGGAUCCGCCUGUGGGUGUUUCCGGAGGGAACGAGGAACCAGAGAGGAGGCCUGUUGCCCUUCAAAAAAGGCGCAUUCCACUUGGCCGUGCAAGCCCAAGUGCCCAUCAUACCGGUGGUCUUCUCCUCCUACAGUAACUUCUACCUACGGAAAGAGAAGCAGUUCAAGUCGGGGACCAUCCGCUUAAAGAUACUCCCGAAGAUCGAGACCAAGGGCAUGACGUCCGAGGACGUGGCGUCCCUCGCCGACAAAUCCUUCGACGCCAUGCGCUCGGCCUUCCUGGACAUCUCUGGCUUGGCGUGCGGCAACGGGCCCGCCGGGCACUGAGCGCCCGCCCACCCGCCCGCCAUUUUGUCGAGCCCAGCUUCCCCGCCGCGUCCACCGCCACUUUUUAUCUCCCGUGACUCUCGGCCCAGGCGGCCCGACCCGGUCCCGGUCCCGGGCUGGCCCGCGCAGUCCCGACCCUGGCGCUUUCUGCGAGCGGAGUGACGGACGGCGGGCCCGGCAGUACGGACGGGCGUUGUUUUUCGUGCAUGCCCUUGCGCAUUAUUCACUUUGGAUGCAGUUUGGGGUUUUUUUUUUUGUUGUUGUUUUUUUUUUUCUAAUCAUGUCACGUUGCCUUUUUGUUUUGGAAUGUGAUUGAGGUCCAAUCGCCAGUGAGUUCAUCCGGUGCGCCAGAAGGCGGACGCAGAAAGCAUUUGCUUUACUGGCCUUUCAAACUGUUCAGGAUCUGAUCUAAUGGGGUGAAAAAAAUAAAAA